AGUCAUGACCUGACCUUACUGACGAAGUUACUGCAGCAGGAGAAAAGGGAAGUGAACAGAAAGUUUCUGCAGACACAAGUCAACAGGAACAAAGAUGCAGGGACAGGGGGAUAUCCCUGCGUACGGACCAUCCCAACCAGUCUUACCUGGAAGAGAGAGGCUAGCAUUUCCCUUGGAUAGUUAUGGACCACGAUCAGGGGUCCUAUUAGGAUUUGGUGGAGCCGAUGCACCCUCUUUCCCCAUGGAUGGACACAGUCUGCCUGGCUUUCCACAGAACAGAGACCAGCUGUAUGGAACCACAGCAAUGCCAAACUUCUCAAUGCUGCAGACAAUGAACAAAGGUGGUAGAGGUGAUGCAGCUGUUUCACUACCCUAUGUAAAUGGGAAGGAGAAUCAGGAGCCAUUGGACAGUACCACAGGGGGUGUCAUGAGACAGCAUGCGUGGAACAAGUCAGAACUAGGAGGCCAAAUGAUAGAGUCUAGUGUGCAGCCUUCACAUAGUGUUGGAGGGCAAGGCCUUGAAGGGGGACCACUACCAUUAUCACAAAAAGGAUCUGUCAGAGGAAGAGCUCCUUUGAUCACAGAUGCAGACAUGAUGGAGCAUGUCCGAGCCAAACAGCAUGCUCACCUGAUGAGUCAUAUGCACCAGCUCCAGGCGUGGCAACGGGAACAGCAGGAGCAGUUGCUACGGCAACAGAUGGAGCAGCUAGCCCGGAUCCGGCAGGAGCAAGAGAAGAUGAAGAGCCUGUUGGUGGCUCAGAGGACAGGGCAUUGGGGAGGUGAAGUGAAAGCCCCCUCAUCUCCUAAACAGAGGAGCCCAUCUCGAUCCAAGACAGGCGUGAGCCCCACGGGUAGCCGGCAGCCCCUCAGCCCUUCUCACAGACCGUGGGGCACCAGAAGUCCCCCCAGGGCCGGCCCAGGUUCCAGCCCUGGCAGACCCAGGAGUACCCUUCCUGAUGCCUUGGCGAGAGCAUCCAUGUCUCCCAGAAGACUGGCGCAGUCUUUUCUACCUCAGGAUGAUUUGCCCCAAGCACCAGAAUCCCAUGACCACAUGAGACAGAGCAGGAUGGAGGCUCCUGUGCCUGCCCCUACAGACAGUGACCUGGGGUCUGUCAUGGAUGAUGGGCCACCUUUGGAGAUGGAGGGGGUGUUUCCGUUGCCUGAAACAGCCUCAGAGAUGGAGGAUGACCAAUCAGUGGACCAUGCCCAGGAACAGGGAAAUGACACAGAUUCAAGGGGCAAUACAACUCCACCUAGCAGCCUUCCCAAGGAUAGCAGGUCUAACAGCAGUCAGGGCUCUGGAACACCAGAAGAUGAGAGACCAAUCAAGCCACUUUCUGCUGGGAGACCCAAAACUUUUGAACAACUACUUGAAGAGAAAUUACAUCUAGAAGAAUCUAAGAAGGACUCAGAAAAUGUUGAUGGACCCAAACAGAAAGCCACCAAGAGACCAUUUCUGAGGAAAGGCCAGGGUUUGGCUAGGUUUGGGUUGACUCAAAAUAGGACAGCUGGUAAAACACCCCCCUCAGAAGAUGUACAGGAGACCAGACACACUAAUCAGACUGGGAGGUCUACAACUCAGCGGGAAAAAGUAUCCAGCAUUAAUGACAAGGUUUCAUCCCAGAGGACAAGUGCCCAUUCCACCCCUCCAACCUCCAGCUCAGUGAGACAGCCCAAAAGACUCAUCACCACCCUGAAGCUCAGACCCCAGCCAGUUAGGAAAUCUGUAGCAGUGACCCAAGAAAAGGUUGCCCCACAGCCUACUGUAGCAAAAGAGCCAGUAGAUAACGGUGAUGCUUUACCUGUGGAAAAUACAAGACAAGAAAUGGAAGAUGAAGGCAGGACUGCUGAAGUUCAUGGCAGCCCAACCUCUGUUGCAUCCUGGGAUAUGUCCUUCCAGGUCAGACUCCAAGAGUUGGAACAGAAGGAACAGUUGGAAGAUGAGGAGCUGAAGGAGUUUGAGAUGCUGGAGAGAAUGGCAGCAAACAUGUCUUCCUUCAUGGGCAGUACUCCAGCCAAGGCCAACAUGUCCAGGAGUCAGGGGCCAUCUGGGUCUUUGAGACAGCCAGUAAAAAGUGAUGACGAAGGACACAAGAUGAAUGAAGAUGAUGUCCAAUUGGAGCAGACUUUAGAGGAGGAAGACAGUGACUUGGACUGUACCAUCAGAGAACAGCCAGAGGGAGACGAUGAUUGGUGGCAUGAUGAAGACGAAGGACAGGAAAGUAAAACAGAUUCACCACAUGGGGUAGCAGUGUCAGCUGAAACAGCUGAAGAGCUGCAGGAUAGAACAGACAUGGAGAAAGAGGAUGACAGGGAUUCUGAAAGUGGCCAUGAUGACGCAGCAGCAGUGUCAUCCCAGGCUCGAAAUGUGGAUUUUGAUGAUGAUGACAGUUGGGGGGACAUAAGUAAUAAAGGACUGGAAGAGGAUGACCAUGACACCACGCUGGAUGACAGCAUCGUAGCAGGCGCCCCUCCUCUCGACACCUCUACACCACCAGCCAAGGCAAACAGACUGGGAUUUUCAACAAGAGGACAGGGUAGCCCACGCUCUGAUGAAGCCCCAGCUCCAGUCAGUGUUGAGCCUCCGCCCACAUCUGAACUGGUCGCCAAGCUCUUCCCGAAGCUGAAACCUUCCAAACCUAAAGUCUCUGCUGAACAGGAGGAACAGCAACAAAAGCUGCAUACUGCUGCAGAGAAGUCUGUUGGGGAAGGUUUCCAGUCUAAAGUACUGAGAGACAAGCUGGCUCAGCUGGAGACGGAGAUUGAGAGGUUCAGACAAGAGAACACUGCUCUGGCAAAACUUAGGGCUGACAGGGAAGAGGGGAUGCAACGUCUGCAGCAGGAGAUGACAGAAUUUGAGAAACUCAAAUCUGAUGAACUGAAACGACUGGAAGAGUUUAGACAACAGGAGGCAGCGAAACUCAAGAAGGAAAGGAAGUUGUUUGAGCAACAUAAGAAGGCACUUCUCCAGCCAGACAAGAAAGAACGUGCAGAGAUAGAGGAACUCAGGGAACAGGUUCAGGAGUUACAAGAUGAACUACAGAGGAGGGAACAGCGUUGGCAGAGCAGUCUGAACCGGUUAAAGAACCAGCUGCAGGCAGCUCAAAAUGAAAGCCAGGAGCUCCGGGAAGAGUUGAGAAUGAUGGAGAAACAGAGGCUAGAUGCCUGGAGUAAAGCAGACACUAAGAAGAAAGACCACGCCCCAGCCAAGGCCUUCCACAAGCAAAAAGUGAGAAAGGAAAUCUCUCCAGAGAAGGAUGAAGAGACGAAGUCCAGUGAAGACAGCGACAAGUCUCCAGAAAUGCCCGCUCCACCCAAAUCUCAGCUCCAAUCACAGAAAGACCGAAAGGAAAAACGUACAGGUCAUUUUCCCCUAGACGAGUGGGAUUCUGACUCCGUUCCUGAAGAAACUCCAAGGAAGAUUCCCAUAGCUGCAGCCCUGGAAGAGCACCCUUCUGGGGUUAAGACAUCCGAUGGCCCAAAGCCAAGGAGACCACUGCAGCGGAAGAAGGCCGUGAAGUUUGCAGGAGACGAGGACUUGAGCUUGGAAGAAGAGGAUGCUGAUGCAGUGGAGCAUCUUCAACAUGGAGAUGGAAAGACUGAGAAUGUUCUGAAGGACGGAAGACGUGUCAUCACCUUCAGUAAUGGGACAAGGAAGGAGAUCAGCGCUGACGGACAGACGCUCAUCGUCACUUUCUGCAACGGAGACAUUAAACAGAUCAUGCCUGACCAACGGGUGAUCUACUACUAUGCAGAGGCGCAGACUACCCAUACCACAUACCCUGAUGGUCUGGAGAUCCUACAGUUUCCCAACAGUCAAAUGGAGAAGCACUAUCCAGAUGGCACCAAAGAAAUCACUUUCCCAGACCAGACUAUCAAAUAUCUGUUUCCUAAUGGGGAUGAAGAAAGUAUUUUUCAGGAUGGCACUGUGCUAAGAGUGUCCAAAAGUGGAGACAGGGUGGUUGAGUUUGCCAAUGGACAGCGAGAAAUACACACUCUCAACUACAAGAAACGAGAGUACCCAGAUGGAACAGUGAAAACUGUGUACCCAGAUGGUAAGCAGGAGACCAGGUACAGCAAUGGGCGGAUCCGUGUCAAAGACAAGGAUGGAAACAUCGUUGUGGACAAAAGGAUGUGAAGAAAAUAAAACAAGAAACCCAGUCCUGUGAGAUGCAAAAAAAAAUAGUUUGCAUCUUGAAUCGGUUACCAGAACAAUCGUACAGUAUCCCUCAAACAAAUAUACAUAAUUUAGCAUACUGUUGUUACUUCAUCACUUGCCUACUUCAAAGAUAAGAAAUUAUCCUAUUAUAUGGUAAUUAGGCAUUUAUAUCAAUUAUAUCAAGAAGGUUAAAGAAAUAGUAGAGAUAUAUUAAGUUUGUACAUAUGAUACAUGACUGUAAAAUGUAAGGCUUACCAGUAAUAUUGUGAAUUUUGGCCUGUAUGCGAAUGGCCAUGUGGAAAUGUUAUGGGCCUUUGAGUGUAAGGUUAGAAAAUGUGCCAUAAAACUUUUUUUCAGUCAAUUUACAAAGUGUUGAUUAUUUUUUGAAAUGUCAAAGUUCAAUCUAGCAUUCAUGAUAUUUAUAAAUGUAUACAUGUACAUGUAUUAGGUUGUAUAUGCUUACUGUACAAUGAUGAGGAUACAGAGAACAAGAAGAAUAUUUCCAUUCAUAUUUCAUAUUUACAUUGUCCAGAAUGUACAUUUUGUACAAAAUGAGGUACCGGGUAUAUAGGUACAAAUGUACCGACAAUGUAAUGCACACAGGAAAGAAGCAACAACCUCACAUUUUAGUGCUGUCCACUCACAUUUCAGUUGGCACUAAUGAAUUUAUUUUUCAUUGACCUAUUGCCACCCAAUAGUGUAUAAACAAGAUGCUCUUAUAGGCCUGCAAUACAACGCUUGUAAGAUGAUUCUUGGAUCUUGUUGUAAUAUCACUUUGUGCGUAUAUUUAUAAGCAUGUGUUUGGUUUUUAUUUCACCUCACAUUCAACCAUAUGGACUCUCCUGAGUCCUGU
This is a messenger RNA of Branchiostoma floridae (Florida lancelet), 5012 nucleotides long. Its product is annotated as centromere protein J-like. Bases 95 to 4138 code for a protein of 1347 amino acids. Gene Ontology annotation, cellular component: nucleus; centrosome; centriole. Lineage: Eukaryota; Metazoa; Chordata; Leptocardii; Amphioxiformes; Branchiostomatidae. The record is from RefSeq and is a predicted model, not a curated record. Gene Ontology annotation, molecular function: tubulin binding. Gene Ontology annotation, biological process: centriole elongation; cilium assembly. The transcript has 25 exons.